This is a messenger RNA of Ooceraea biroi (clonal raider ant), 2903 nucleotides long. Its product is annotated as zinc finger protein 57. The record is from RefSeq and is a predicted model, not a curated record. Gene Ontology annotation, biological process: regulation of transcription by RNA polymerase II. NCBI's taxonomy places the organism in Eukaryota, Metazoa, Arthropoda, Insecta, Hymenoptera, Formicidae. Gene Ontology annotation, molecular function: RNA polymerase II transcription regulatory region sequence-specific DNA binding; DNA-binding transcription factor activity, RNA polymerase II-specific. Gene Ontology annotation, cellular component: nucleus.
GGCAGAACGUCACGGAUCUCGUGGCUGAUGUACCGAAAUUUGACGCUCAUGUCAUUCUUUUCCGUACACCUCGCGCACCUAAAUAAACGUAAAAUAUUUAUUAACUUGUAAUAUGAAGUCAAUUGUGUGCGGAAGCAUUUAUUGAUGUAUGACUAGAUUGCAAUACUCGUCAACAAUGAACGAAGAAACGAACGUGGAUGUGUCUUAUCUGAGUUGUGACAUAAAUGGCACAAGAUACAUUUAUAAAAUCGCGGCAGAUCCGUUGGACGUUGCGAAAGAUGCAACGUCCAGUGAGGAGCAAAAUACGAUCGAUGUCGUGAAGGAACCUGAGCUGGAGAAGGAGGAAGAGCCAAUUUCUGUGGUUUGCUUGAAUGGACAGAUGUAUGUGUUCCAAAACGGAGUGCUUCAAGAAUUGGAUACCACUCAGCCUAUGGAGCAGAUGGAUUGUCACGACAAAACCCUGCUGGUGUCAAAAGAUGUGGAAAACUGUGAGAAUGAGUAUAUCGCUAAUGGGAACAUAGUAGUUGAAAACGCAGCGUAUGAACCAUCUGAGGAACAAUACGAAGUUGUUACAGGAGAGGGAGAGAAAAAUCUCGCUAUAGAGGAUAAUACAGAUAAUAUUAACACGGAUGAUUUUAUAGAAAUUAUAACUGCUCUUAAAUGCAAGCUGUGUACUUACAUAACUCAAGAUAAGCUACAACUGCUGGAGCACAUUCAAGAGAUACAUUUGAACGCUACUAUAAAUGCUGAGCCAAAAGAAGACUCGAAGAAUGUGGAUGAAGUAAAGAUAGUUUAUAUGUGCGCGGAAUGUUCCAACUGUUUCCCUUCGUUUGCAAGCUGCAGAGAACAUAUGAUUAACGAUCAUCACUUGACGGACAUUGGGAGCGAUGAAGCUGGAAAAGAAAAUUUGACCGAUGACUCGGCGAAUCCUGAUUUGAUGACCGAACAUGCGGACCAGCACGUCGAAAGCAGCGAAACUGAAAGAUCGGUGAAAAUUUCGAAAACUUUAAGUUCGGAAUACAUGCGCAACAAGAAAAUGAUAGAGUUAACUGAAAGGAACGUCAAGUGUUCGCAUCAAGGCUGUCCGUACAAAUUUGCCACGGAGGAAAUAAUGCAGCAACAUAUCCUUUGCCAUACGGAAUCUGAGACUGCGACGACAUUCAAGUGUAACGUGUGCCGCGAUAUGAAAUUCACGAAAUGGCGGCAAUGCAGCUUACACUUGUGGAAGAAACAUGAGAUUGACGUAGGUUUGUUUACCUGUAAGAUAUGCCAAGCGUAUAAGAGCGCGACUAUGGUGAAACUGUUGACACACAUGCGGGUGCAUAGUGAAACUCGCGAAUACGAGUGUCCCGAGUGUGGAAAAUGCUUCAAACAAGCCAGCCAACUACGUAAUCAUCGCGUGAUGCAUUUAGAUCGCAAAGCGUUGGAAGUGACCAGGUGGUACACCUCGAAGAAGUGCGAGAUGUGCGGUAAAACUUAUGCAAACUCGAAAUGUUUGAAGAAUCACGUUCAAGCUGUGCAUUCAAAGUUACGUCCGUACGUCUGCAACGUUUGCGGUCACGCGAGCGCGAGGAAGGCGAUGCUGCAGAUGCAUUUGCGUCAGCAUACAGGAGACAAACCUUUCAGUUGUGAGAUCUGCAAGUACAAAACCGGAGACCACAAUACUUUACGACGACACAUUAUGCAGCAUACGGGCUUCCGACCGUACAAGUGUCCACAUUGUUCGUACACCGCGAUACAGAGCAGUAGCUAUAAAAAUCAUUUGAAAUCAAGGCAUCCUCUGUUAUCUGGUUUAUUUACAUGCGACCUAUGUUCUUUUAAAACGGUGAAGAAUGAAAGCUAUAUUCAGCAUGUGAGAGAUCACGAAAAAGGUUUAAUCAAAUCGAGUGUGCAGAAAAAAGAUAAUGAGAAUGUCGAAGUGUUUCCCGGCAACAUUGCGGCAGCGCAAUUAGUUUAUAGUUGUCUAGGUGCCUUUUCGAAAGACGGGGAUACGUUAGAAGCGAAUUUGAUGUCUUCCUCAACAUCGGCCGAUGGUACAUCGCAAACGAUCACGAUACAGAUACCAUCGAAACACCUCGAGGUUUCUCUACCAACGAAGGAGUGUCUGAACAACAAGAGUAAUUCUACGAUCGAGCAAGAGGACGACGAAACGAUGCAUUGCUUUUUGAAGAUUCCUAGAGAAGAAGAGGAAAGCAUAGACACUGGCGGUAUAACGAUACCUGCAGAGCCUGAGGAAACGAGUGUGAUAACCAGUGAUAUCGAAGAAACAAAUGUCACAACCAUUGACAUCGAUUCAUGAAUAUGCACAAACUUUCUAUGUAAUAAUAAAAUGAUCUUCAAAGCAAAUUGAAGUUUAUACGAAUGAAGAGAUACUAGUCACUUAGUAAUUACAGUUUUUCUUAACACACGCGAGACGCGAGAUGAUGCGUAGAGUUAAUGUUAAACGAAAAUUCUUAAUGUGAUACCGUUUUCGGAUUCAUGCUAAUCCAAUUGUAAAUAUGUCCAUUAUUUCUUUAGCUAUACGCACAAAGCAGGUUAUAUAUAUAUAUACAAUAUAUAUUUAUAUCGUUAUUCUCUCGCUAGUUCAGACUGUAAUUUACUUCAACAAUCUGGUUACUCUGAACAAGUAUUACAAAUUAAUAGUUAUGUAUAAAAAUCAAGUAAUUUUUAUAUUAUACUUUCGUUUGUAAAUUUAUGAAAUAAAAUAAUAAAGUUUCACAAGGUGUAUAAUGUAGUAUCGCUAAAUGCUCAUUUCUGCAAAUAUUUUUAUUAAUCAUUAAAAUUACAUUACAGAAAUAUACAUUAAAAAUGUAAACUGAUCACUGAGCUUGUAAAAGAUGUGUAAAUCACUGCCUGUGAUUUACACAUUUUAAUAGAAUUAAAAUACUGUUUUCAAAAACAAA